UCACCAUGGCUGCAUCGCAAGUGCUCGAUUCCGCUUGACUAACUACAGAUACUUGGCGGUCUUACUAAAGAACGGAGGUUUCCUUGUCGCCGUAGCUUGGUAUGUGCCAUGUCUAGCUUCACUUGAGACCCUCCAAGAAUUAUGUAGGAAGGAAAAUCUCAGAUGUAAAUCCAUUGGAAUCACCAACAGGAAUCUAAAGAGUUAUGAGGUGGAAUAUUUGUGUGACUACAAGGUAGAAGAGGGCACAGAAUACUAUCUUGUGAAAUGGAAAGGAUGGCCAGAAUCUUCAAAUACUUGGGAACCUCAGAAAAAUCUGAAAUGCCCAUUGCUUCUUCAAAACUUUCUUAGUGACAAGAAUGAAUACUUGUCUCGGGUGAGAGAAGGCAAAGCACUGAAAGUGAGAAACCAUGUUAAAGCUUUGAAACCUGCGGUUGCAGAUUACAUUGUAAAGAAGGCUAAGCAAAGAAUAGCUCUGCAGAGAUGGAAAGAAGAACUCAACAGGAAAAAGAAUCAUAAAGCAAUGAUUCUAGUAGAAAACACUGUGGAUCUUGAAGGCCCUCCUUUAGACUUCUACUACAUUAAUGAGUAUAAACCUGCUCCGGGAAUAAAUGUAAUAAAUGGAAUAACGACUGGUUGUGAAUGCACUGACUGCCCUGCUGAGAAGUGCUGUCCAAAGGAGGCUGGAUUUAUUUUGGCUUACAAUAAACGAAAGAAGUUGAAAAUCCAGCCCGGCUUGCCCAUCUAUGAAUGCAAUUCGUUUUGUAGGUGUGGGCCUGACUGCCCCAAUAGGAUAGUACAGAAAGGUACACCGUAUUCUCUUUGCAUCUUCAGAACUAACAAUGGCCGUGGUUGGGGAGUAAAAACCCUCCAGAAAAUUAAAACCAACAGUUUUGUGAUGGAGUAUGUUGGAGAGGUGAUUACAAGUGAGGAAGCAGAGAGACGAGGCCAGCUUUAUGACAACCAGGGAAAUACAUACUUGUUUGAUUUGGACUAUGACUCAGAUGAGUUUACAGUAGAUGCAGCUCGAUAUGGAAAUGUGUCCCACUUUGUGAAUCACAGCUGUGAUCCAAAUCUUCAAGUCUUCAAUGUGUUUAUUGAUAACCUCGACUUGCGUCUUCCUCGAAUAGCGCUGUUUUCUACACGAACCAUCAAGGCUGGAGAAGAGCUAACCUUUGACUAUCAGAUGAAAGGUUCAAUAGAUCUGACUUCAGACUCUGCUGAUGGUCUUAGCCCAUCCAGAAAGAGGAUCAGAACUGUCUGUAAAUGCGGAGCUGUGUGUUGCAGAGGUUAUCUCAACUGAGUUCGGGUAUCCAAAGUCACAAAUACUUUGUUCUCUUUUAAAUGUGUUUUAAGAAGACUCUUCUUUCACACGUCUAUUCAAGUAUUCCUACAUCUAAUGUAAAUAAAUACAGUGAAAACAAG
Messenger RNA from Fulmarus glacialis (Northern fulmar), 1422 nucleotides. It is a transcript of the gene SUV39H2, whose product is annotated as suppressor of variegation 3-9 homolog 2 (Drosophila). Gene Ontology annotation, molecular function: protein binding; zinc ion binding; histone H3K9 methyltransferase activity. The record is from RefSeq and is a predicted model, not a curated record. Gene Ontology annotation, cellular component: nucleus. The transcript is spliced from 6 exons. The annotation marks the transcript as partial. NCBI's taxonomy places the organism in Eukaryota, Metazoa, Chordata, Aves, Procellariiformes, Procellariidae.